Paramuricea clavata is the source of this 849-nucleotide messenger RNA. NCBI's taxonomy places the organism in Eukaryota, Metazoa, Cnidaria, Anthozoa, Malacalcyonacea, Plexauridae. The record is from the annotation of a GenBank genome assembly.
GGACUAAAAGAACCCAAAGGUCGCUUAGCACGUUGGAUCUUAACCCUUCAAGAAUAUGACUUUGCCAUCGUACACCGCCCGGGUCGUGAGAACAGUAAUGCAGAUGCACUUUCACGGUCUCCUCUUCCAACUACAGUCGUCAGUCAUCCUCAUUUACCGGAUGAGGAGAUCGUCAUCGGGGUUAGACCCACCCUUAUUGAAACCGAAUGGUCCCGGGAAGAGAUUUGUCAGGCGCAGCACGAUGAUCCAGUUGUCUCAACUGUACUUCAGGCAAAGUUGAACACGCCGGCCGAACAAGAAGCUCCUAGUGAUUGGACAGAUGAUAGUGAACUUCGUCGUUAUCGGCAAGUCUGGAAACAACUGGAAAUAAUUGACGGUGUUUUGCAUCGACGCGUAUCAACAAGUGGUCGGAAAGAUGGUCUCGUUCUUGUAGUUCCUCGGAAAAUGCGUGCGGAUCUGUUGCGGCUCUCUCACAAUGAUCCUAGUUCUGGGCACAUGGGUAUUAAUCGCUGCGUCGAACGUUUGCAGCCGUGGUAUUACUGGCCUGGAAUGACCAGCGAGGUGCAUCUGUGGGUUGCAGAGUGUGACGUGUGCAACCAAAGGAAAUCGUCGUCAGCAUCCCACCGUUCCCCCAUGGAGAACAUCCGAGUAUCUCAACCAAUGGAGUUGUGGGCAAUGGACAUCUUAGGACCCCUUCCAAUAACAGCACGAGGGCACCAGUAUGUUUUAGUGAUGAGUGACCACUUCACUAAAUGGGUCGAAGCGGUCCCAAUGGCUGAUCAGAAAGCAGAGACGGUAGCUCGUUGUCAUAGUGUCUCGACAUGGCGUUCCUGUGAAACUCCUCACUGA